UCACCCAAUCCAAUCCAAACAAAGUCUAAGAACUGCUGGCCAAAUUUUUCUCAAAACGGCGCCGUUUAGCUCAUAGGGUUCCAGAGAAAGACACUCCUCCUUUCCUCGCUUCUGCGUGCGCCACCACCACGAUCCGCCGGCGAGCUACUCCACCCCAUCCCUCUCUCCGAUCCGGCGAAGUUUCCUUCCACUCUCUCAGCCUCUCCGUCAACGCCUUCUUCUUCCCCGCAAGCUCCAUACAACAGAAGAAUGAGGCCUACGCCGAUGCUUAGGGCGAUUAGCCAGCAGUUUCUCGGAAUUUUUGGCGACACGGCGAAUGCUGUUGCUAAGAAACCGCCACCGCCUCCUCCCGCGCGCAAGCCGGCGUUUAUAGAUGCGUUCCUCUACAAGAUGAAAAAGAACAAGGAUCUUCUGACGAACAAGACUAUUUGGUCGCGGAGAUCCACUAUCUUGCCGGAGUUUGUUGAUACCACUGUCAAGAUUUACAAUGGGAAAACCACGGUUCGUUGUAAGAUUACGGAGGGGAAAGUGGGUCAUAAGUUUGGAGAGUUUGCUCUCACCAGGAAACGCAAAGUUAAAGAACACUCCAACACCAAGCAAGUUAAGCAGCUUAAGAAAAAGAAGUGAUUGUUUUUAAUCAACCUUUUGUGGAUAUUUUCUUUUCUGCUGUUGUUUACAUCAAUGUGGUUCUUUCUUAGACUCUCUAGAAUAGAUUGCUGUUGAAGGCAUGACAUGUUUUUUUGGGAUAAAGAGUAUGGCUUCUGUUCUAUUCUAUCUUAAGCAUUUAACUUCAGUUCCGGAAAUAAGGAUAUGAUGAAUUUUGAUUAUGUUUUCUGCUCAA
Lotus japonicus is the source of this 841-nucleotide messenger RNA. RefSeq names its product ribosomal protein S19, mitochondrial-like. The transcript has 2 exons. Gene Ontology annotation, cellular component: cytosolic small ribosomal subunit; ribosome. The coding region runs from base 250 to 627 and encodes 125 amino acids. Lineage: Eukaryota; Viridiplantae; Streptophyta; Magnoliopsida; Fabales; Fabaceae. Gene Ontology annotation, biological process: translation; ribosomal small subunit assembly. Gene Ontology annotation, molecular function: RNA binding; structural constituent of ribosome. The record is from RefSeq and is a predicted model, not a curated record.